AUGAAGAACACUCUGCUUUGGCUCUUCGUCACCACACUGCUUGCCGCCGUAGCGCUAGUAACGACUGCGCAGAAUGGGCCUCCGUCUGCAAAUGCCAAUGCUGAAGCCUCAGAGCAAAUAUCAUUCGCAGCUUGUGGACCGCGGAUCCGGAAGCCAUGGGAGCUGCUACUCCCUGCCGAAAAAGAACUCUACUUGCGCGCGAUUGCGAUGUCCAUGGAUGACGGCUACUACAUCAAAUUCGUGGAGAUCCACACGGAGCAGAUGACAACGGUCGAAGCCCACAACACAUGCAUGUUUGUCUAUUGGCACCGCUUGUUGCUGUUAGGCUUCGAGAACAUGCUGCGGAGUUACGGAGGCGAGUUCUCGUGCAUCACCGUGCCAUACUGGAACUAUGUAGACGACAACCAGCGCUAUUUGCUGGGAGGGUGCCGCAGUAUGGAGGAGUGCUCACUACUCUUACGUGAGUUUGGAGGCUCGUUGAACGGGUUUAGCCGCUCUAUCACGAUUAAUGGGUCUCCUAUCCGUGGAACCUGCGUGGCGACACCGCCCCUGGAUCACUUUUGCGAAGCCACGCACGUCCGCGGAGGGAACUGCGCGCGUUGUGUCCCUCGUGGAGACUGGUUAAGCUCUCCAUUCCCACCGACGACGUCCGUGAGUUCACUUGCUCGUCAGCUCUUCGCGACUCCAACCAUUUCUGGUGUUGUAACCAAUCUGGAACUCGGCAUUCACAACACCGUUCACAGUGCUCUUGGUGGAGCUAUGGGCGUCCUUGAAGCGCCGGCAGAUCCCAUCUUCUUUUCCCAUCACGCCACCAUCGACCUGCUGCACUCCAUUUUCUACAAAUGUGUUGUCGGCAACACUGUCCCGAUUCCGCUCGAACAAAAGCUGUCCGAUCCUCGAGUGUACACGGAAUGUCCGCGUCGUCGCCCACUCCCAGUGAACGCAAUCGAUCGCAACGUUUUGUACCCGCAAUCGAAUAUUUUGCUUCGCACUGGUGAAGAAGGAAUAAACCCGACGUCUGUGUUCUCGCAGUUCAACGUGCUUGACCCGUUCUUCGCCGACCUUCCUUCAUCAUACCUGAGCUUCUCGGACAUUCGCGACCUUGGUGUCUACAGCUACAACUACGAGAUGACUGGAUUGCUGGCUGAAAUGUUCACGUCGUGUCCUGGUGCCGGCUUCAGAUCUGGUGUACCAUUUCGCCAGCUUGAAAGCACUAACAACACGGAAACAAAGCAUAAGUUCGUGGAAGCAGUGAUCGUGCCCAGCAACACGACAACAGACAACUGGUUCAGUGAGGCAUUGGCUGCGGCACUGAACAGCUCCUCAGUUGCGUCCGUGAUGGAAGACGCCUCAGCUGACGCACUCGAUGCCAUUGAAGACGUAGAGAAGAUGACGUGUGUCUUCUACGAUGAAUGCCGUGGCGGGGUGCACGACUUCAGCGAUGAUUUCCGUCAGAGCUUCCAUGCUAAUGGCUCGUCACCUUGCACCACCAUCCUCGCCAACAUCAAAAGCGGUCGCGACCAGAUCCGAACUCCCAACUGGCGCUCAAUCUUCCUCCGUCACAUGAAGUGCGACAAAGCGUGA
Phytophthora infestans T30-4 is the source of this 1584-nucleotide messenger RNA. RefSeq lists its product as uncharacterized. Bases 1 to 1584 code for a protein of 527 amino acids. The record is from RefSeq and is a predicted model, not a curated record. NCBI's taxonomy places the organism in Eukaryota, Oomycota, Peronosporomycetes, Peronosporales, Peronosporaceae. Gene Ontology annotation, molecular function: oxidoreductase activity. The transcript has 2 exons.